AGAGAACUGUCAGACAAGCAGGUACCGAAGCGCAUAAACAAACCUUCCGAGCGUCAUUUUCCUCCACUUGUUAGCUGUUGUGCUCGUGAUUUGUAUACCCCUCCAUUUAUCCCAAACCCCAAGCCCUCAAGAUGUCGAGCACAUCCCAGAAGCAUCGUAACUUUGUAGCCGAACCGAUGGGCGAAAAGCCCGUCACGGAACUGGCCGGGGUUGGCGACGUUUUGGGAAAGAGGCUAGAGGCGGCCGGUUUCGACCGGGCGUACACGGUGCUCGGCCAGUACCUAAUCCUAAAGAAAGACGCCGAACUGUUUAAGGAAUGGAUGAAGGAUACGUGCGGGGCAAACUCGAAACAGGCGGCCGACUGUUACCAAUGUUUAAGUGACUGGUGUGAAGAGUUUUUGUAAAUGCAUUUAGUAGCAGUACCCCUCGUUCCCGCAUUUUCCGUCUAAGCGAUUCUGUAAAAAGUUUCAAAGCGCCUUCCCCCAGGGUCGUCGUCGAAGGCAAUAUAGCGCGUUUAAGUAGCAUGCAUUCAAUGACAAUUAUUUUAAUGAUCAACCAUAA
Molecule: messenger RNA, 561 nt
Organism: Anopheles cruzii
Lineage: Eukaryota; Metazoa; Arthropoda; Insecta; Diptera; Culicidae
Gene: baf
Product: barrier-to-autointegration factor
Exons: 2
Coding region: 132-404 (90 amino acids)
Molecular function (GO): DNA binding
Source: RefSeq, a predicted model, not a curated record